CGCAACAUAAUAUCACGAUGAGACUCUUCAAUUUGUUAUCAUGGGAAACCGUCUGGAUAUUCACACUACUCACCGGAGCAGCACACGCCUCUCUAGGCGACCGUCUACCGGACUUCAGGAAUUGUGUAGCAAUAUGCAAGGAAACCAAUUGCAAUGAGACACCCACCUCGAUUCCCCUUCACCGCCGCAUCCUGCUAUGGGACUGUCCCUCGGAAUGCGAUUACAACUGUCAACACAUCGUGACCGCAAAGCGCUUGUCCCGAGACCCGCCCUUUCUGGAACCCAUUACCCAAUUCCACGGUAAAUGGCCGUUCUACCGCUUCAUGGGCAUGCAGGAGCCCUUUUCCGUCCUCUUCUCGCUCUUCAAUUACCUCGCGCAUUCGUGGGGUGUGUCGCAGCUUCGCGAGAAGAUCCCCGCCUCGUACCCGCUGCGGAAAUACUACAUGUUGUUUGGAUACUUUGGACUGGCGAGUUGGGUCGCGAGCAUGGUGUUUCACACGCGCGACUUUGGCGUCACGGAGAAGUUGGAUUACUUCGCCGCGGGCGCCAGCGUGCUUUAUGGCAUGUACUUCACGGUCGUGAGGGUGUGCAGGCUGGACCGUAAGGAGGAUCGCAUGCGGCAGUCGCUACUCAGGCUGUGGACCGUGACUUGCAUACUCUUGUACACGUUGCAUGUUGCCUACCUGACCUUGUGGCGCUGGGACUACACAUAUAACAUGGCAGCCAACGUUGCCGUAGGAUGCGUGCAGAAUCUGCUGUGGAGCGGCUUCUCGUUUGUCAAAUACAGGAGGGUCGGCAGGGUGUGGGCCAUGUGGCCUGGAUUGAUCGUUGCGUGGAUAUUGCUAGCGAUGAGCUUCGAGCUAUUGGAUUUCCCGCCCUGGGGAGGUAUGAUCGAUGCGCAUAGUCUAUGGCAUCUGGGCACCGUUGGACCGACCAUUUGGUGGUACAACUUCCUUCUCAAAGACGCUCAAGAAGAUCUCGCAUUCACCAGACUUAAACGAUGA
This is a messenger RNA of Periconia digitata, 1004 nucleotides long. Lineage: Eukaryota; Fungi; Ascomycota; Dothideomycetes; Pleosporales; Periconiaceae. The record is from the annotation of a GenBank genome assembly.